UCACAACUUUGCCUGCUGUGGUGAGAAAACUAGGGAAGUAAACAGACACCGUCGCUUAUUUUUGACGUCACUUUUUACCCUCACCGCAAACAAGCCUCAUCGAACACACAAAUAUACCGCAGCUGAACGGAAGAAUUGAAAUCGACUAGGAGGAUGUACGUGGACCCUCGCUGGCUGCUGCUCCUGUCUGUCUCUCUGGAGGUGUGGGCGGUGCCUAUCGACCACAAGGUCCCCCCGGACACCCAGCAGCCCCCGGAGGACAAUGUGGACACAGGCCUGUACUAUGACAGGUACCUGAGGGAGGUGAUCGAGGUGCUGGAGACUGACCCUCACUUCAGAGAGAAACUACAGACAGCCAACACAGAAGACAUCAAGGUGAGGCUCCCUCCAACAGCCCUCUCCUUCAUCUCCACUCUGCCCCCGAGAGAUCCACACCGACUUUCAGACACAGUCUCUCUCCUUCACAAGCCCCUGACCCGGCAUACCUCCGCCUGCCUCUGCUGCUCACUGUGCUCGUCUCGUCUGUGCACUGCCUCUAAACCUGCCUCUAAAACCUGCCUCUAA
Messenger RNA from Osmerus eperlanus (European smelt), 564 nucleotides. It is a transcript of the gene nucb1, whose product is annotated as nucleobindin 1. The record is from RefSeq and is a predicted model, not a curated record. Gene Ontology annotation, cellular component: endoplasmic reticulum-Golgi intermediate compartment; extracellular exosome. The transcript has 4 exons. NCBI's taxonomy places the organism in Eukaryota, Metazoa, Chordata, Actinopteri, Osmeriformes, Osmeridae. Bases 154 to 564 code for a protein of 136 amino acids. Gene Ontology annotation, molecular function: calcium ion binding.